Oryza brachyantha (malo sina) is the source of this 1651-nucleotide messenger RNA. RefSeq names its product pentatricopeptide repeat-containing protein At4g38010-like. The transcript has a single exon. The record is from RefSeq and is a predicted model, not a curated record. NCBI's taxonomy places the organism in Eukaryota, Viridiplantae, Streptophyta, Magnoliopsida, Poales, Poaceae. Gene Ontology annotation, molecular function: protein binding; RNA binding. Bases 1 to 1407 code for a protein of 468 amino acids. Gene Ontology annotation, biological process: RNA modification.
AUGAGCGCCGCCGCCGCCACCGGCGCGGCCAUCCUCGGCGAGGUAUCCGGCGCCUCCGCCCGCAGAGUCCACGCGCGGGCGCUGAAGCUCGGGCUCCUCCCCUCCGGCCUCCACCUCUGCUCCGCGCUCCUCAGGGCGUACGCCGCCUCUGGCCGCCUCGCCGCCGCGCGCCAGCUGUUCGACGAAAUCCCGAGCCCGGACGUCCCGCUGUGGAACACCCUCCUGUCCAGCCUCGCGCGUUCCGGGUGCCUCCACCACGCGCUGCUGGCGGCCUCCUCCAUGGCGCGCGCGGGUUCACGGCCGAACAACGUCUCCGUCACGAGCCUCUUGUCCGCGUGCGCGCGGCUGGGGAGCUCGGUGCACGGGAGAGAGCUCCAUGGCUACGCGGUGAGAAACCUCGCUGCUCUUGAUUUGCCCUUGCUCAAUGCUUUGGUCAUCAUGUAUGGGAGAUGCAAGCGGCUUGCGGAUGCGAGGAGAGUGUUCAUCGGCAUAGGGAGUAUGAAGAGCAUGGUUUCUUGGACUUGCAUGAUCAAUGCUUGCUGCGAGAAUGGAUGCCCAGCAGAGGCACUGAAAGUGUUUGAGGAGAUGAUGCUUGCUGGGGUCAAGGUCGACGAGGUCACCCUUCUUGCAGUCAUUUCAGCUUGCACAAUGUUGGACUGCAGGUCAGAGCUGGGAGAGUGGGUGGAGGAGUAUGCGCGCGAGAAUGGAUUCUUGGAGACUACCUGUGUCGCCCAUGCGCUCAUACAUAUGCACGGUAAGAUGGGAAGGGUGAGGAGAUCAUGUGAGAUAUUUGACUCGAUCAGUGUGAGGACAAUUGUCUCAUGGACAGCCAUAAUACAGGCCCUCGCCGUGCACGGCCAUGGCAUGGCUGCUCUUGUCCGGUUUUCGCAGAUGCUCAGACAGGGUUUCCAGCCUGAUGAAAUUGUGUUCUUGAGCAUGAUCAAUGCCUGUGGUCACUCCAGGCUAGUCAAUGAAGCGCGCCAAUUGUUCAAGUCCAUGAUUGAAGAGUAUCACAUCACACCUUGGAUGGAGCACUAUGGGAGCAUGGUGGACCUGCUGUGCAAAUCCGGUAUGUUGGAAGAGGCAUUUGAAUUCGUCCUGGCUAUGCCAGUGAGGCCUGACCCUGUAAUAUGGCGUGUAUUGACUGGAGCUUGUCGGGAUCAAGGAAAUGCCGUUCUCGCGAGGAAGGUGAUUGAUCAUGUUAUCGAUGUGGAACCUCAUCAUGGGGGAAAUUAUGUGCUAGCGUCAAACUUGUAUGCUGCCAAUGAGGAUUGGCGACGUGUUGUGGAUGUAAGGAUGGAGAUGGGAGUGUGGAAAGGGACUUCAAGAUACACUACUGGUAUGUCCUAUGUUGAAGUCAAUGUUGAAGAAAAUGCUGAAAGUUUACCUUCUAUAAAUGAUGCAUGAACAUGAUUAUUUUCAGCAAGCUAUGGUCACACUGAAAUCUUCAGUUUCUGGGCUCAGUAUAUUCAAUUUUGUAAUUUAGGACUUUAGGUAGAAAGAGCAUCAAACCUCAAGGUGUCAAAUUGAAUUUUCUUCCUUUCUCUUAUUGAGAAUUUUAUUUGAUGAUUUCGGGCACAAAAUUUCAUCAAACAACUUUGUCUAUUGGACAUGUUAAACAAAUCAGAUCAUAAGUGCACACAUAUAUGUA